This is a messenger RNA of Wasmannia auropunctata (little fire ant), 6738 nucleotides long. RefSeq lists its product as uncharacterized. The record is from RefSeq and is a predicted model, not a curated record. NCBI's taxonomy places the organism in Eukaryota, Metazoa, Arthropoda, Insecta, Hymenoptera, Formicidae. The transcript has 6 exons. Bases 2092 to 6738 code for a protein of 1548 amino acids.
GACAGUGGCAGUCUCGGUCGGCGCGUCACGAACGACACGCUCGCUGACCGACGUCGCUCGUAGAGGAGUAAUACUAGUCGUGCGACCGGAGCAAGCGAGGCUACUCCGCUUUCAUUGAUCCUCCUGUGUGUUCGUCCCGCGGACCGUUUCGACUUUACUCGCGUUGCUCGACAGCGACUCUCGAGGAAUCUCGUCGAGGACGAAGACGAAGACGACGACGACGACGACGACGCUGACGCUGACGCUGACGACGACGACGACGACGACGACGACGACGACGACGAUGGCAAGAGUAGCGCGACCGCGGUCGCGUGCAGUCGUCCCACCGACGGACUCACGUUACUCUCGUGCGUGAUUUCUUCAGCGGUGGAGGGAAGCCCUCGGAGAGUGAUCGGCUUCGUGGCAGUAGUACAACGGUCGUCGCGGGCAGCGACGGACCGAUCGCGGAGUCGUGUCGCGUGCGUCGGCGGUCUUCUCGGCAUUCGUCACGCGAAAUCGAUAAACGGGGACGUCGCGAAAGGGAGAAAGAGGAGAGAGAGAGAGAGAAAGGGAGAGAGAGGCGGUCGCUUACGCGCGCACGUUACAAUUCGCGUCGUGAAAGGUGCUAAACCAGGACUCGAGGGCGAGACGAGAGAGAGAGAGAGAGAGAGAGAGAGAGCGCGCUCGAGAAGAGAGAGAGAAAAUAGAGGCGUUCGGGGAUAAUUGCAGGAAACGCGAGGAGUGACGGCGACCGCGGUUGGACUCGACUAGUCGGGGAUCCUCGCGACGUUUCGCUUCGCCGCGGAAUCCGAUCUCUUCGCGGGGAGUUUUUUUUUUCGGGCGGCCGCGCGCCGCACGCGCGAAUUCGAGGGGUCCUUCCUCGGUACCUCGGUGGAAAUCAUCGGAAUCGACGCUUCGCAGCCGCGCAUUUCGUUCGCCCUCGAUUCGGCACGCGUCGUCUCUCGCCUAAUAUACGAUCGCCUGUAUACGAUCUCAAUGGAACGUCGUCGCGAUCGCGCGGCGACGACGUAUCAUAGUAACCUUGAGAUCCCGUCAAGGUAAUCGGGAUCCUCCCGUGCCCGAGAGCGCGGCCGUCGCACGUUCUCCUCGGCCUCGCGCCGCGACUCGCGAGAGAGCACGUACGGUCGGUCGGGAGGACGCGUCGUCGGCAGGACGCGUGAGCGGUGCGAUUAUCCGCGAGAUGAAGAAAAGCUCCAGCAUGCCUCGAUCGAUAGGCGCACGGCCUUCGCCGGACUGACUUCCUCGCGCACGCAACGCGAGAGAGCGAACGCGCGUCGCGCGCGUUCACCAAGGAGCACGUGUGCACAUCUAUACGGCGACGACGACGACGACGAGACGGUCGGAGACGCAGGAUUGGUAUAGCUCGGUGAUCGGUCGUCGCGCGGCAACCCCCGACGGGGAAGAAGAGUGGCAGCCGAGUCGAAGCAUGUGAUCUCCGCGGGGUUCAUCGAUCAUCACGCCGCCGCGCCAGCGUGGGAGGGAUGUUGCGGCCGCACAUCGGCAGGAUUACUUAACGUCGGCCGAUCCCAUGCGUGUCCGACACGACGGUGGCGAACGUCGAUGUCCGCGCGACUGAUGCGAACGACGACGAGGGGAUUGUCGGACGCGACGAUGAACGAUAACGGCGGCGUAUAGACAGGUGGAGUAUCGUUGACCGCGCGAGAAAGUGUGUAUAUACGCGCGUCGCCGCCGUGGGAACGCGAGCGCGAGGGAUAGGAUAGCCGCAGCACAGGUGGCGGUGGUAAGGACGAAGCAGGAAGACAGAAAGAGAGAGAGAGAAAGAGAGAGAAAAAGAAAAAGAGUGGGGGAGUUAAAGAGAAAAAAAAAAGGUAUAGCGCUCACUGCGUGUAUUGUCCUGAGGGGCGAGACCUGUCAGAACUGUGGAAGAAGUAUACAAUGGAAGGAUGUACAACAUGUCAGUAUAAGUGAAUGACACUGAAAAGAAGAGAGUGAAAAAUAUAGAGGGAAGCGUAAGACAGAGAGAGAGGAAGAGAGAGAGAGAGAGCGAGACAAAAAGAGAGAGAGAGAGAGAGAGAGAGAGAGAGAGAAAGAGAUAAAGAGGGAAAGAGAAAGCGGAAAGAAGCACCGACGAUGAAGGAACACGGCAACAAACAACAUCCGGCGGAACCGGCGGCGAAGACGCUCAAGUCGCUGCUGAAGAAGCCGGGCCAGACCAAGGCGAAGUCGCAGAAGCAUCGCGUGGUGAUCAACGAGAAGCUGAACGAGUUCUUCGCGGCGGACUACAUUAUACUGAUCAAGGAGGAGUGCUGCGCCGAUUACGAGGAGGACUGCGACUGCUGCUACCAGGAGCACGAGUUCAUGCGACUGGGUAACUGCAAGGAGUGCCGGGCGGAGUUGAACCUGCACUUCGAACGCGGUGGCGGAGGCGGCGGCGGCGGCGGCGGCGGUGGGACCCGCGGAAAGAGUCAGCAGGGUCGCGAGGACACGCAGGCGGAGGAGGACGAGGAGGAGGACGAGGAGGAGGCGGACGACGGCGAGGAGGAAGAGGACGAGGAGGAGGAGCGGGAUGAGGAGGAGGAGGACGAGGAGGAGAACGUCGACGGGAAGGUGGUGGAGAAGGUAGUGUCGGCGACGGCGGCUACCGCAUCGGCGGUGGAAGGGAAGGACGCGAGCGACUCGCGGGGGAACGUGGACGCGGAGGACGCGGCGAAAGGACGUCGGCCGAAGGAGACCGCGGCGGCGGAUUCCCAGGGGGAGAGCGGAACCGUGGUUCCGCCGCCGCCGCCGCCGCCGCGGCACGAUCAGCAGCAGCAGGAAACGCUCAGCCCGCCGGAGGGUUACAAAGACGUGUACUCCGACAACGAGAUCGCCAACGAGACGGAGCAGCGUGGCCGCGCCGCCUCGUCGUCCGCAUCGUGCACCGAGUGCAAUUACUACCAGCAACAGGCAGCGGGUCUUAACGAGAGAUACUGUAGUACAGAAAUGGCAUUUGUAUCAAACGCCACGACGCCGCUUUCCGCGCUUUCCAUUAAUAUGGCAGAUUUAACGGGCGGCAUAACGAAUUCCGCGAGGAUCUCGUAUUAUCCGAAGAUCGUCAAAUGCGAAUCGCAAGCGAAGGAUCGUGGGAAUGAGCAGGAUACGCAGGGCAGCAAGGACACGGCGCAUCACGACGGUAAUCAGAGGAAUUUGCAAGAGAAACAGCCUCGGGCGUCUCACCCCGAUCUGCACCAUCGUUAUCUCGUGGAAACAAUAACGAUGACGACUGUUACGGAGCGGCGCAUCGUGCGAGAAAUUAGCGAGGAGGAGCGGAAGGAUUGCUUCGGGCGAUCCGAUGCGGACAAAGAUAAAAGCAUUUGCGACGCCCCAAAGGAUAACGGUUUUAAUCCGGCGCUUUGUCCCGGGACAGGCGGCCCGAUGUCGAUCGCUCAUCACGAGAACGCGGCGCAGUUCGCCGCACGGUGUAACGACACCGACGUCACAGAGGAUCGUGACGGUAAUGCAAACGCCAAAAAUUCGUCGGGCAACGACAAAAGAGCGGCUACGGCGGCGGAGGCGGAACGCAUCAGCGAUCAAACGGCGCCGGGCGAGCAGUCGCGCGAGCAGGAGGCGAAAGACCUGUCCCUCGUUUUCAAGCUGGGCAACGUGUCCCUCGCCAGCAACAGCUUGAAGCCGAAUUCCGCGGUCAGACAGCUCUUUCCCAACCCGAAGUUCAUCUCGCCGCCGCCGGUGCCGGCCAACAAAGUGACCUGCCCGGAGCACUCUCAAGACGAAGCGCAGAAGUUUCUGAUUACCGCCGAGAGUCUGCGGCUGUUCGACGCGGUUAAAAAGUCGACGGUCCCCGGUGGCUCCUACGAGUCGCCGGAGUGCGAGUCCAGCUCGAUCAAGCGGUCCAUCGAGCGGAACACCCUGCGACGGAGCCUGAUCGGCAAGUACAACACGGUGAACACGCGCAAGAAGAGUCUGCGGCCGAAAAAUCUGUCGCUGGAGGAGCGGAUCAGGCAGCUCACGUGCGUCGAUCAGGACGACGAGAAUCUGGACACGACCGACAGCUCGGACAACACGAAUUCCGCGAGCGACGCCAAGUACGGCGGCGAUCUCUCGAUACGAACGUCGCCGCUGGGCGAGGAACGGCCUAUGUGCGAGUCGCUGCCGGCGAGCGUGGCCUCGGCGGAAACCACUGCCAUAACGAUGGUGUCGAGAUCGAACUCCUUAACAGCGGCGGCGUCGACGACGACGACAGCGUCCACCUACAGGAAGAUCACGGACCUGUUCGCGCACAAGAAAAACGUCCAACCGAAUCUACCCGAUCUCGGGAUAGGCCCGGGCGGGAGAAAUCUCCUCGUCAAGGAGUGCCAGUCCAAGAAUUCCUUGACGAAGAUGAACUCGGACGUGCGGAGGCAAUUACUAGCUAGUCUGGCGCCGCUGUCCUGCGUGACAGUUAACAAUUCCGACAACCAGGAUGAAUAUUACCGAAACGACUCCAGGAUGUUGGCAUCCACGAAUCGUGAAUCGAUAAGCUACAACUCGGACUCGUCGUACAGCUUGGAGGACAUAGAGGCUGCUCUGAAUGGCGACGGAAAGUAUGCCGGUCAGCCGGAUGUGACGAGAUGCACACCGAUAGGCAGCAGACCCGACAUCGGCGACAACACCGCUGAUGAAUUGCUCGCGUUUGUCGAGCAGGACAAGUCGAGAAUGGAACGAAUAAAACGCCGCUACAACGAGCCGGAGGACCGUUACACGUUCAUUAACGGCUACCAUUCCGAGGACAAGGCCGUGAAUACAUCGUCCGAGAAUUACGAUGGCAAGGCCGUCAAGAAUCACGACGGCAGGGACGCGCAGCAGGCGGACAAUGAGGAGGAAGAUGAAGACGAUGAGCUCAACGAUUACGGGUUCAAUCGACGGCCGUCGGUGACGGGUAUCAAGCAACAGUACGAGGCUACCAAUGAGGUCAUUCAUCGCGCGCGAUCUUGCGCCGGUGCGGCUAAUAAUGAUGCUAGAUCUGGCGCGAUAUGGCCGAUGUACUGCGACGUGAAUGGCGACAAGAUAGAUGCGAAGUCCCUGUUGACCGCCGACGGAGUGGACGAGGCGAUCCCCAUACCCGCGGACGCGUACGCGACGAUGGGGAACUUCGAGCGGGACACAAACACGAUCAAUCGCAUAAACUCGAUGCAGAAGCAGAUCGACGACAUAUAUCAGACUAUCGCCGAGAGCACGGCGGCAACGGCGAAUAUCCAGGGUAUCUCCGAGCACACGACCUAUCUGGAGAACGCGAUACCGCGGCAGUUUGUCAGAACGCAGUCCGCCGACGGCGCCGCGCAUCUGUACGCCGAGCACAGAAACGGUCAUCACUACUUCCAGGAGCAACAGCAGCUGUCGAGCACGCGCAUGCUGCGUAUCGCGGGUGGCGGUGGCGGUGGUGCUGGCGGCGGGACCGGCGGCGGCGGCGGCGGCGACGAUAUCGCGGGUGCGAUAUACACCAACACCCUGUCGAAGAUGCAACGUCGCAACCCGCCGGUGACGAUCGCGAACUACCACUGCAACGUCCUGCCCGCGGGUGGUGCCGUGCCCGCCGUCAACACCAAGUGCUACCGCACCAUGUACUUUGUGCCGUACAACGGCAUGUCGGAUCCCACGUAUCAGAACAUACAGCGCAUCCUGCCGCCGCAUUCCUCCCCGAAUUACGCCAGCCACAUCGAGCGGUACCCGUAUCCUCGUCUGAACAAGACCAAUCAGCAACAGGCGCUGUACUAUAACGCGAAUCGUUCCGCCACGUCGCAUUCUAAUUUAAAUACAUCACCACCCAUCCCGCCCCCGCCGCCGCCACCGCCGCCGCUCGCGUCCGUCUCCAGCCCGAAUUCCAUGCCGUUGCAGAGCGGCCAGCAGGCCUUACACCUGCACAUACAUCCUCAUCAGACCGAGGACUUCCGGUCGCCCAACAUGGCGUUCUCCCCCGUGCCGCACUCGGCGGUGCAUCCCAUGCAAUUUCAUCAUCAUCAGCAUCAGCAUCAGCACCAGCAUCAGCACCAUCACGGCGAGAUGGCGACGUACCGCGUGCCCAUGCAGACGACGCAGCAAUCGCCACCCUCGUACACGGUGAUCGCGCCCUCGAGAUGUAUGCCGGCGAGUAACCAGGACGGCUAUCCGUUGUACCCGGCGCACCUGGCGCGCGGCGCCGCUGCCGCCGUCGCCGUCGGUACCGCCACUGCUGCCACCGCCGGCGCUGUCGCCGUCGCCGCGGACAUGCAAACGCAAACGAUCUCCGUCGCGGCCGCUUCGUCGUUCUCGUCAUCAUCGUCCUCGUCGUCCUCCUCCUCAUCGUCCUCGUCGUCGUCCUCGGCAUCGGCGUCCGCGCUGUCGUCCUCGUCAUCCGCCGCCACCGCUUCCCUAAAAUGCACCGGGGUCAUGAGUAAUAACAACAAGAGCUGCGAACCGUCCUACGGUGGCAGCAACGCGCAGCAGUCCGCAUCAGCGAACACUCCGCUCGCGUGUCCGGUAUCGUCGUCGUCGACGGCGACGCCGACGGCCGUCGCCGGGUCCUCGGCGACGGUGAUGCAACUGCCGCGCGCCGUCAACACGUGCGCGGUGACGGAACGCGGGGUGCCCGAGGGCGCCGCCAGCAUGCCCGCCCGAGACUUCCCGCAGUCGACCCUCGGCCCGGUCAACUCGGCGCCGCCGCACGUCAUGCUGAUGUCCAACUCUUACGUCGAUCCCAACGCCAGUCUCAUGUCCGCCCCGGCCAAUACGCCGAACACGGUGUACUACGCCAUGAACGUCUGA